AUGAGUGUCAAUCAAGCAACCGUGGCCCAAGCGGUCACUGUUAGUCUCAAAGAUCUUGAGAAUGGGACCGUCUCUUUCGAUACCCUCACAGAGGCUUUCGGACCAGCAUCCCUGGGCAUUAUCGUCGUGAAAGACUUGCCAGAGCACUUUGCCGAACUGCGUGCUAAGGUUCUUUCAAAUGCAUCUUAUCUAGCAGCUCUUCCGGAAAAAGAACUAGAAUCCCUCGAAAGUCCCGAGUCAAAAUAUCUCGUAGGCUGGUCCUGUGGGAAAGAAACUCUCAAAUCAGGUCACUUCGAUACUCUAAAGGGCUCAUACUAUGUCAACUGCGCCUUCUACCAGGAUCCAACACUAGCCAGCGCACCAGCAGAGGGAUUCCCCGAUCUACCCCAAUACACAGCGCCAAAUAUCUGGCCAGACGCCGGAAAACUUCCAACUUUCAGAUCAAGCGCCGAGGAUCUCUGCUCGCUAAUCAUUCAAACUGCAACACUUGUAGCGCGCGCCUGUGAUAAAUACGCCGAGGCAAAUAUCGACGACUAUAAGCCUGGUUAUCUGCAACGAGUCGUUGAAACAAGUCUCACGACAAAGGCUCGCUUACUUCAUUAUUUCCCUGCUACCGAACAGGCCGAGAAACAGAAUAAUGAUGAUGAUGAUGAUGAUGAUGAUGAUGAUGACUGGUGCGCUACACAUAUAGAUCAUGGUUGCUUGACUGGUCUUACAUCUGCGAUGUUCCUUGAUGAAGCAGCAUCGCCGCCAAUACUUGAUUCUAUCUCUACCUCUGACUCUGACUCUCUUCCCAUUUUGCCUGAAUUAGAGAAGUCUCCUGAUCCUGCGGCUGGGCUGUAUAUUCGUUCGAGAACAGGUGAUAUUGUUAAGGUGAAUAUUCCGAGGGCUUGUCUUGCUUUUCAGACUGGGGAGGCGUUGCAGUUGAUUACGAGGGGUAAAUUCCGGGCUGUGCCGCAUUUUGUUAAGGGGGCUAAGACUGUGGAGGGAAGGAUUGCGAGGAAUACGUUGGCUGUUUUUACGCAGCCGAAUUUGGGAGAGGAGGUUCAGGCUGGUUUGACUUUUGCGGAGUUUGCGAGGGGGGUUGUGCAGAAGAAUUAUUAG
This is a messenger RNA of Penicillium angulare, 1104 nucleotides long. RefSeq lists its product as uncharacterized. The transcript has 3 exons. The coding region runs from base 1 to 1104 and encodes 367 amino acids. The record is from RefSeq and is a predicted model, not a curated record. NCBI's taxonomy places the organism in Eukaryota, Fungi, Ascomycota, Eurotiomycetes, Eurotiales, Aspergillaceae.